AUGCUCGGUUGCGACGGGGCCUUGGAGGCGUCGAGAUUAACAAGUUCUGGUCAUGGAUCUGAUGAUAUUGUCUUCGUCGACUGUUCUGGAUCAGAAGAGAGUCUUGUAGGCUGUUACGAUGUAUCUGAUGCUACGAGUUAUUGUGAACACAAAUGGGAUGCAGGUGUCAUCUGCUACUCAGGAGUUCGUCUCGUUAGUGGAUCUACCAAUACUGAAGGCAGAGUAGAGGUCUUUUACAACGGAUCUUGGGGUACUGUAUGUGAUGACUGGUGGGAUCUGUUAGACGCCAGGGUGGUUUGCAGGAUGCUUGGGUUUGAUGGAUCCUUGGAAGCACCGAGAUCUGCUAGGUUUAGUCAGGGUUCCGGGCAAAUCCUUCUGACUCAGGUUACAUGUUAUGGAACUGAAGACAACCUAGCAGACUGUAUUCAUCGAGGGGUUGGAGACUGGAGUUACUGCGGUCAUGGCAGGGAUGCAGGCGCCGUCUGUUACUCAGAAGGAUUCUCGAACGCCUUUCUUUCCAUAUACUCAGAUCCCUUUCAAGUUCGUCUUAUUGGUGGAUAUAACGAUACUGAGGGCAGAGUAGAGGUUUAUUACAAUGGAUCCUGGGGAACUAUCUGUGAUCAUGACUGGGAUCUCAGAGACGCCAGGGUGGUUUGUAGGAUGCUGGGGUACGAUGGAGCCUUGGAAGCAGCGAGAUCUGCUCGGUUUGGUCAAGGAUCUGGUCGAGUCCUUCUAACUUGGGUCGGAUGCGAUGGAACAGAGGACAACCUAGCUGACUGCUAUCAUCGAGGGGUCGGAGAUUGGAGUUACUGCGGUCAUGGCAGGGAUGCAGGUGCCGUCUGUUACUCAGGAGCAAAUCCACACCCAUUACAAGUUCGCCUUGCCGGUGGGUCUACCGAUGUUGAAGGCAGAGUAGAAGUCAUGCAUGAUGGAUCCUGGUGUACUGUUUGUGAUAUGAACUGGGAUCUCAGAGACGCCAGGGUGGUUUGUAGGAUGCUGGGGUUUGAUGGAGCCUUGGAAGCAGCGAGAUCUCCUCGGUUUGGUCAAGGAUCUGGUCGAAUCCUUCUAACUUUGGUCGGAUGCGAUGGAACAGAGGACAACCUAGCUGACUGCUAUCAUCGAGGGUUCGGAGAUUGGAGUUACUGCGGUCAUGACAGGGAUGCAGGUGCCGUCUGUUACUCAGGAGCAAAUCCACACCCAUUACAAGUUCGCCUUGCCGGUGGGUCUACCGAUGUUGAAGGCAGAGUAGAAGUCAUGCAUGAUGGAUCCUGGGGUACUGUUUGUGAUAUGAACUGGGAUGUCAGAGACGCUAGGGUGGUUUGUAGGAUGUUGGGGUUUGAUGGAGCCUUGGAGGCACCGAGAUACGCUAGGUUUGACCAAGGUUCCGGUCGAGUUCUGCUAAAGUAUGUCAACUGUAUAGGAACUGAAGAUAACCUUGCAGACUGUGCUCACGCAGGGAUCGGGCGGUACUCAUGUAGUCAUGCAAAAGAUGCAGGAGCCAUUUGUUAUUCCGAAGGUCAUGAAGAAGGAACACAUACCUCCGAUGUGGCAGAAAAUGGCAACAUAACUGUUAAGGAUAAAGCUCACAAGUACAUGGACAUGAAUAUUGUGUAUCAAAAGCCUGCAUAUGGCUCAGGCGUAGAUGUUGACGGUUACCUUCUUUCCGAUAUCACGUCAGCAAACACUGACCAAGAUAUUGAAGGGUAUCUUCUCCCAAGCUUUACAUCCACCAAACGUUAA
Molecule: messenger RNA, 1740 nt
Organism: Lytechinus pictus (painted urchin)
Lineage: Eukaryota; Metazoa; Echinodermata; Echinoidea; Temnopleuroida; Toxopneustidae
Product: deleted in malignant brain tumors 1 protein-like
Exons: 6
Coding region: 1-1740 (579 amino acids)
Cellular component (GO): membrane
Source: RefSeq, a predicted model, not a curated record